GUGCGCGUGCGCGGCGCUCGGGGCUACAGCUGUGCUUCCGACGGCAGCAGCGGCCGAGCGCUAUCCCCGAGGGAUCAGAGAGAAGAGGCCGGAGGCUAGAGUGGCGGCAGCGGUGGCGGGAGAGCAUGGAGGCUGAGGCGUCGGCAACGCGAGCCCGUCCUGCCGGAGGGCUUCCGCAGAAGAACAAGGCUGGGCAGACCCCAGGCCCCAAGCAGGGCAGCCAAAUGACCAGGCUGUUCGGCUUUGAGUGGUCCCAAGUGUCCAGCUGGCAGAGGCUGGUGACCCUCCUAAAUCGGCCAACUGACCCUGCAAGCCUUGGAGUCUUUCGGGUACUCUUUGGGCUGCUAAUGGUACUGGACAUUCCCCAGGAGCGAGGUCUUAGCUUCUUGGACCACAGAUACCUGGAUGGGCUGGAGGUGUGCCGCUUCCCCUUGAUAGAUGCUCUGUGUCCACUGCCCCUCGACUGGAUGUACCUGGUCUACACCAUCAUGUUUCUGGGGGCCCUGGGCAUGAUGCUGGGGCUGUGGUACCGCCUGAGCUGCCUUUUGUUCCUGCUGCCCUACUGGUAUGUGUUUCUGCUGGACAAGACCUCCUGGAACAACCAUUCCUACCUGUACGGACUGUUGGCUUUCCAGCUGUCCUUCAUGGAUGCCAACCGCUACUGGUCCCUGGAUGGCUUAAGAAAUCUCUCUAAGAGGAAUGCCCACGUCCCGCUUUGGAACUACACAGUCCUGCGUGGACAGAUAUUCAUUGUGUAUUUCAUUGCGGGAGUGAAAAAGCUCGAUGCGGACUGGAUUGGAGGCUACUCUAUGGGCUCCCUGUCCCGGCACUGGCUCUUCAGCCCCUUCAAGUUGGUGCUCUCUGAAGGAAUGACCAGCCUGCUCGUGGUGCACUGGUGUGGGCUGCUGUUAGACCUCUUGGCCGGGUUCCUGCUAUUUUUUGAUGUUUCGAGAGCCAUCGGCCUUCUCUUUGUCUCCUACUUCCACUGUAUGAAUUCCCAGCUCUUCAGCAUUGGCAUGUUCCCCUUCGUCAUGUUGGCCAGCAGCCCCCUCUUCUGCUCCCCCGACUGGCCUCGGAGGGUGGCCUCCUGCUGUCCUCAGUGGCUCCGAGGCCUGCUGCCAAGCACGGCUGACGCCCAGCCCAGUCUGUCCUGCGUGUAUAAGAGGGGCCGGGCCAAAGGCAGCCCUCGGGCCCGGCUGCGACAUCAGCUGGGAGCCGCCUUCACGCUGCUCUAUCUACUGGAACAGCUCUUCCUGCCCUACUCCCACUUUAUUACUCAGGGUUAUAACAACUGGACCAAUGGGCUGUACGGCUACUCAUGGGACAUGAUGGUGCACUCCCGCUCCCACCAGCACGUCAAGAUCACCUAUCGAGAUGGCCGCACUGGGGAGUUAGGCUACCUGAAUCCUGGGGUGUUUACACAGAGUCGCCGAUGGAAGGACCAUGCGGACAUGCUGAAACAGUACGCCUUGUGCCUGAACCGUCUGCUGCCCAGCUACAACGUCUCUGACCCUCAGAUCUACUUCGAUGUCUGGGUUUCCAUCAAUGACCGCUUCCAGCAGAGACUUUUUGACCCUCGAGUGGACAUUGUGCAGGCUGCCUGGUCUCCCUUCCGUCCCACGCCCUGGAUACAACCCUUGCUGCUGGAUCUGUCUCCCUGGAGGGAGAAGUUUCAGGAGAUCGAGAGCAGCCUGGACAACCACACUGAGGUGGUCUUCAUCGCUGACUUCCCUGGGCUGCACCUGGAGAACUUUGUGAGUGAAGACCUGGGCAAUACUAGCAUCCAGCUGCUGCGGGGGGAGGUGACUGUGGAGCUGGUGGCCGAACAGAGGAAUCUCUCUCUUCAGGAAGGGGACAGGGUCCAGUUGCCGGCUGGUGAAUAUCACAAGGUAUACACAGUGUCACCGGGUCCGUCUUGUUACAUGUACAUCUACGUCAACACCACAGAGCUGGCGUUGGAGCGAGACCUGGCGCGGUUACAGGAACUCAAGGAGAAAGUAGAGAAUGGGAGCGAAUCAGGACCUCUGCCCCCAGAGCUGCGCCCCAUUCUGGAGGGGGAAGUUAAAGGCGGACCUGAGUUAACUCCUCUAGUUCAGACCUUCUUGCGUCGACAGCAGCGUCUCCAGGAAAUCCAGAGGCGGCGCAGUGCCCCUUUCUAUGAAAGGCUAUCCCGCUUCCUGCUUCGAAAGCUCUACAUCUUCCGCCGAAGCUUCCUGAUGACUUGUAUCUCUCUCCGCAAUCUGAUCCUGGGGCGCCCCUCCUUGGAACAGCUGGCCCAGGAGGUGACCUAUGCAAACCUUCGGCCCUUUGAGUCACCAGCAGAAUCCGACCCUUCAAUGCCUGAUUCCUCGGACGCUAACGCUGAUUCCACUGAGUCAAGCCACACACCCAUACGCUCGGAGCUCUGAGUUGUCAAGGCCCCUGGGUUUGGACGAUAAGUACCAAGCACAGAACGAAUCAGUACUUGAGAAAUCUGUAUAGAAUAUUUUUCAAAUUUUUUUUUUUUAAAUAA
This is a messenger RNA of Dromiciops gliroides (monito del monte), 2512 nucleotides long. It is a transcript of the gene GGCX, whose product is annotated as gamma-glutamyl carboxylase. Gene Ontology annotation, biological process: peptidyl-glutamic acid carboxylation. The record is from RefSeq and is a predicted model, not a curated record. NCBI's taxonomy places the organism in Eukaryota, Metazoa, Chordata, Mammalia, Microbiotheria, Microbiotheriidae. The transcript is spliced from 15 exons. Gene Ontology annotation, molecular function: gamma-glutamyl carboxylase activity; vitamin binding. Bases 126 to 2408 code for a protein of 760 amino acids.